CACCGUUCAGGACGAAGAUUGCGAACUACAAUCGUUUGCGGAUGCGAUACGAAAACAUAACCUUAGUAAACCGAUAAAUCGGGCACGUGAAACAAGGCUAUCCUCGGCCGCCCUACGACGACACCAGUUGAAAAUGUCCCUCAAAAAGGGUGGACCACCGCCAGCACCGUCAACAGGAGCGGCAGGAGUACAAAUAUCUAUGUUGUCGCAACCGACAAAUAAAAUACCGACAGUUACGGCGGGCUAUGAUAACGAGAAGCAUAACGGCUCAAGGAGUAAUAACGCGUCCGUAAAUCAAACAAAAUUCAUACGACCCGAUAUGGCCGAUGUCCCAGUACAGCAGGCGGCAGGCUCAACACUGCCUUUAGUGAUAUCGAAGAAGAAAGGCGGUGGUGCAGAUGAUUCCGAUGAUGUCAAUUAUAAUCCGUUCGAGCAUCGGAAAGUCGAACAUCCAACAUCUGAUUUGGAAACAUUUGUACAUCUGCUCAAGGGCUCCCUGGGUUCGGGCAUCUUGGCCAUGCCAAUGGCCUUCCUCAAUGCCGGUCUUUGGUUCGGUCUGGUCGCUACCUUCUUGGUGGGCACACUGUGCACCUAUUGUGUACACAUUUUGGUGAAAUGCGCUCACAUUCUAUGCCGGAGGCGUAAAAUCCCCAUGAUGGGUUUUGCCGAUGUUGCCGAACAAGCAUUCCUUGAUGGUCCAGUUGGUCUUCAGCGUUGGUCUCGCUUUAUACGUUUUGUGGUCAAUACUUUCCUGGUCAUCGAUUUAAUUGGAUGCUGUUGUAUUUAUCUGGUAUUUGUCGGCACGAAUGUUAAACAAGUUGUGGACUUUUAUAUGGAGGAGGAAACUGAAUUUGGUAUACGAUUGUGGAUUGUCAUCAUUACCGUGCCGUUGAUCUUUAUGUGCCUGGUUAGAAAUUUGAAAUUCUUAACUCCAUUCUCAAUGGUGGCAAAUCUAUUGAUGUUUGUUGGCAUAAUCAUUACCUGUACCUACUUGUUUACCGAUACCCCGUCGACAACGGAACGUGUCGGCGUGGCUGAUGUUGCCCAAUGGCCAUUGUUCUUCGGUACUGUCAUCUUCGCUUUGGAAGGUAUCGGUGUAGUUAUGUCCUUGGAAAAUGACAUGAGAAAUCCCACUCACUUUAUUGGCUGUCCAUCGGUGCUGAAUUUGGGUAUGGGUGUUGUCAUCACUUUGUACACCUUUGUUGGUUUCUUUGGCUAUUUGAAAUAUGGUUCGGAUACGGCUGGCAGUAUUACCUUGAAUUUGCCUGUAGAAGAUAAGUUGGCCCAAUCUGUGAAGCUGAUGAUUGCCAUUGCAAUUUUCUUCACAUUCACUCUGCAAUUCUAUGUACCCAUGAGCAUUAUCUGGAAGGGUAUCCAACAUAAAAUCGCUCCUGAAAAACAAAAUGUGUCCGAAUAUGCUUUGAGAGUUGGUUUGGUGAUCCUCUGUGGUGCUAUUGCUGUUGCCCUACCCAAUCUGGGUCCAUUCAUUUCCCUGAUCGGUGCUGUGUGCCUCAGUACUUUGGGCAUGAUUGUGCCAUCUAUUAUCGAAUUAGCCGUCUAUCAUGAAGAUCCCGGAUAUGGACGUUUCAAAUGGCGCCUGUGGAAGAAUGUCUUCUUGAUUUGCUUUGGCAUUAUUGGUUUUGUGACCGGUACCUAUGUCAGUAUAUUGGAGUUCCAUGCCGAAUUCAGUAAUUAAUAACAAAAAACAACAACAACAACUUCUAGAGUAUUU
Molecule: messenger RNA, 1732 nt
Organism: Musca vetustissima
Lineage: Eukaryota; Metazoa; Arthropoda; Insecta; Diptera; Muscidae
Product: proton-coupled amino acid transporter-like protein CG1139
Exons: 6
Coding region: 134-1696 (520 amino acids)
Biological process (GO): amino acid transmembrane transport
Cellular component (GO): vacuolar membrane
Molecular function (GO): amino acid transmembrane transporter activity
Source: RefSeq, a predicted model, not a curated record